GUUUUAUCCUGUUGCUGGUUCCGCCGCGCCAUCACACUGCUUGCACCACACACGCACUCGUACCAUGCACCCGCAGCUGAGCGAAGAGCUGCGCCCCGAGUGCGCGCACCUCAUCAAGGCACUGCGCCAGUGUCACGAGGAGAACCCAAAAGCCAAGCUGAUGGGCGCCUGCAACGAAAUCAACAGUGCCUUGGACAAGUGCCUGAAGGAAGCACGGGAAGCGCAGCGACAAAAGAACUUGGCCAAGGCGCGCAAGCGCAAGGAGGCAUUGCGGAAGCAGCGCGAGCACCAGCAAUGACUGGCUUGCUGUGACAUGCGUCUGACAUGACUGUGUGCGCUUGCACGCAUGGCGCUUGUUCACAUCAGUCCUUUCAGUGCCUUUGCCAGUAGUUGCACUGCUUGCCUAUCUCUCGCUCUUAACUCCUUCCAGUUUUGUUUCUUCUUGGUGCUCCCGCCUCUUCUCCUUUGUUGUACAUAAAUCACCAGUAAACAACCAGCCCAC
Molecule: messenger RNA, 502 nt
Organism: Salpingoeca rosetta
Lineage: Eukaryota; Choanoflagellata; Craspedida; Salpingoecidae
Exons: 3
Coding region: 65-298 (77 amino acids)
Cellular component (GO): mitochondrion
Source: RefSeq, a predicted model, not a curated record